Molecule: messenger RNA, 1712 nt
Organism: Anastrepha ludens (Mexican fruit fly)
Lineage: Eukaryota; Metazoa; Arthropoda; Insecta; Diptera; Tephritidae
Product: membrane-bound alkaline phosphatase-like
Exons: 2
Coding region: 59-1639 (526 amino acids)
Biological process (GO): dephosphorylation
Molecular function (GO): alkaline phosphatase activity
Source: RefSeq, a predicted model, not a curated record
AGUUCUGCCUUUCAGUUCUACCAGUUCAGUUGAUUUUUGACUCAACCCGCUGCACACCAUGUCGCAUACGAGACGCGCACUUUUCUACGCUACUGUCGUUUGUAUUCUUCUCGCGGCACAGGCGCUGCCGCCUUGCGCACGUGACGAUGAGGAAUGUCGUGACAGUCGCAUGCAUCCGGACCUUGAAGAGCCCACCGGUCGUGUAUUUGCACGCAAAUUUGAUGGCGAUGACACCAACGAUUACUGGCGCAAUCAGGGUAAAGAGUUCAUCAAGGCUAAGCUCGCUGAAAAACGAAAUACUAACAAGGCAAAGAAUGUGAUUUUAUUCUUGGGCGAUGGCAUGGGCAUUACCACGCACUCCGCAGCACGAAACCUCAUCGGUGGUGAGGAGCAGUACUUCUCUUUCGAGAAGUUCCCAUUCACGGGUCUAUCGAAGACUUACGCAAUCGAUCGUAUUGUACCCGACUCUGCGAAUACCGCUACCGCCUACUUGUGCGGCGUGAAAGCCAUGAAGGGCACAAUUGGUGUGAGCGGUCAGGUAGAGCGCGAAGACUGUGAAGCUAUGUUGAAUACCAGCACUCACGUUUACUCGAUCGCCAAAUGGGCAAUGGAUGCCGGAAAGUCGGCUGGUGUUGUGACGACCACAAGAAUUACGCACGCUUCACCUGCGGGCGUCUAUGCUCACAUUGCCGAACGCGAUUGGGAAGAUGACAGCGAGGUGAAACAGUCCUGUGGCGCUAACACUAACGUAAAGGACAUAGCAUAUCAGCUAAUACACGGUGAAGUGGGCAGCAAGCUUUCACUUAUGAUGGGCGGUGGCAAGCGACAUUUCGUAGAUCCCAAACUUUAUGUGAACGGCACACGCAGCGAUGGGCUAAAUCUGAUCGAGCAAUACCAGCAGCUAAGCGCACAAAAUGCGUACGUUGAAUCGCGCGCUGAACUUAAUAACUUGAAUUUCACCAAUGUACAGCGUGUCUUGGGUAUUUUCGCUGAUAGCCACUUGAAAUAUCACUUGGAAACUGACGAAAACUCAGUGCAGCCCACACUGGAGGAGAUGACACGCAAAGCCAUUGAGUUCUUGAGUCGCAACGAGCAAGGCUACUUCAUUUUCAUCGAAGGUGGACGCAUCGAUACAGCGCAUCAUGACAAUAUGGCACGCAUUGCGCUCGAUGAGGUGGUCGAGUUCUCAAAAGCCAUACAGGCGGCACGCGAUUUGACCAACGAAGAGGACACCUUGAUUGUGGUAACAGCCGAUCAUUCGCAUUCAUUCAGCUAUUCCGGCUAUCCAUACCGUGGCAAUGACAUCUUUGCACGCACACCCGCAAAUCCCGUAGACAGAGUACCGUACUUGACUUUGAGCUACGCAAAUGGUCCAGGUUAUGAGACAUUCUAUGACGUCGUAAAUAAGGUGCGCCGCGAUCCAACAACUCUCAUAACAGGCGAUAUAUACGACGCGUUUCCUGCUACCGCACCACUUGACUCGGAGACGCAUGGUGGUGAUGAUGUUGCUGUAUUCGCUUCAGGUCCCUGGUCACACUUAUUUACUGGCACUUAUGAGCAAAACACCAUUCCACAUUUGAUGGCUUACGCCUCGUGCUUAUCAGACGGCCUAACCGCCUGUUCGAAUGCGGAAAAGUAGUCCACACACUUUUCAAUAGAAAUGGUCACAUUUUGAAUUAAAAUAAGAGAAUUAUUGUAUUUUUAAAAAAAUA